AUGGUGAUCUUGUCUACAGAUCGGUUGGCUCUUCUUGCACUAAAAGAGCAUGUCAUUACCGACCCUCAAAACCUCCUGGAAGCCAACUGGUCUACUUCGUCAUCUGUUUUUGAUUGGGUUGGUGUGAAUUGCGGAUCCCGAUUCCGCAGAUUCACUGCUUUAAAUCUCUUUGGCACCAUACCAUCUCAUUUCGGAAAUAUUUCUUUCCUUGCUAGCCUCAACAUUGGAAACAAUAGUUUUUGUGGCUCAUUACCCAUCGAGUUGGCUAAAUUGCGUCGAAUGAAAUCUGUAAGGUUGACUGACAACAAUUUCGAUGGGGAAAUCCCAACAUGGUUCAGUUCCUUCACUCAACUUCAAGACUUAUUUAUGCAUGGUAACAACUUCACAGGUGUUAUCCCAUCUUCUUUGUGCUCUUUAUCAAAGAUAGAGAAUCUGCUCCUGGCUAAGAAUAACCUAGAAGGUCAAAUCCCUGAAGCAAUCGGAAAUCUUUCUAGUUUGAGUGCGUCACUUUUAGAGUAUAAUCAGCUUUCAGGCUUCAUACGUUAA
Durio zibethinus is the source of this 546-nucleotide messenger RNA. The record is from RefSeq and is a predicted model, not a curated record. Lineage: Eukaryota; Viridiplantae; Streptophyta; Magnoliopsida; Malvales; Malvaceae.